This is a messenger RNA of Neolamprologus brichardi, 828 nucleotides long. NCBI's taxonomy places the organism in Eukaryota, Metazoa, Chordata, Actinopteri, Cichliformes, Cichlidae. The record is from RefSeq and is a predicted model, not a curated record.
AUGGUAUUUGAGGCGACCUCUGUGACCUCAGCAGAGCGGUGGCCUGGAAACAGGAAGCAGCAGGAUACCAGAAACACCGCGGGGGUCCUCCUGCUGCAGCCGCUGAGGCGUGCGUCCACUGUGAGACGACGCCACGGGAAGAUGGCGACGUUAAAGAAGAACCUGCGGCUGUUCAACGGCUUCGCCUUUGAUGCCGACAGCGAGCAGUUUGCCAAAAAACGGGAAAAGCUUCUCAAGAACUCCAACUUCACCAACAGCAAGCUGAAGGCGGUCUGCGGCGUGCUGGACCUGGAGAAGAAAGGAACCCACUCGGACCUGGUGGAUCGAAUCCUGACCUUCCUCACUGCACCCAAGAACAGUGGCAAGCGGCUGCCAGUGAAGAAGAAGAGGAAAUCGAAGAAGAAGCUGUCGGGCGACGACUCGAUGGCGAAGAAGAAGAACAAAACCAAAACCGCCAGCUCGUCGUCCAGCCCCAAGAAGUCCAAAACAGGAAGCAAGUCCAAAGCCAUCGUCAUGGACUCGAGCAGCGACGAAGACGACGAUGAGGAAGACGAGAAGGCGGGAGCUUCGGCGGAGGCGGAAGGAUCGGACGCCGAGGAAAAACCGUCAGAGAAAGAGGAGGAGGAGGAGCAGUCUGACGAGUCCGAGGAGUCUGAGGAGGAGGAGGAGGUGGUGCCCAGGAAGAAGAAAGCCGCUGCAGCCAAACCUGCGGCCAAGACGAAGAAGGCGGACAGCAGCAGCCACCGCAGGAACAACACCAACACAGGAGCCAGACCGCACGCUCACGUCUUCAACCCGGCUGCAACGGCCACGCCAAAACCGCCAUGA